UGCGGCCUCUGCGCCGGUCGGGAGGGAGGGAGGGAGGGAGGGCAAGAUGGCGGAGCUGGGGAAAAAGUACUGCGUGUACUGCCUGGCCGAGGUGAGCUCGCUCCGCUUCCGCUGCACCGAGUGUGCCGACAUCGAGCUCUGCCCGGAGUGCUUCUCGGCCGGGGCCGAGAUCGGCCCGCACCGGCGUUGGCAUGGCUACCAGCUGGUGGACGGCGGGCGUUUCACGCUGUGGGGCGCCGAGGCCGAGGGCGGCUGGAGCAGCCGGGAGGAGCAGCUCUUGCUGGAUGCCAUCGAGCAGUUCGGCUUCGGCAACUGGGAAGAUAUGGCUGCUCAUGUUGGAGCAUCACGGACUCCUCAGGAAGUGAUGGAGCACUAUGUAAGCAUGUACAUCCAUGGCAACCUUGGAAAAGCCUGCAUCCCUGACAUCAUACCAAACAGAGUGACUGACCACACCUGCCCAAGUGGUGGUCCACUUUCUCCCAGCCUGACCAUGCCUCUACCGCCUCUAGACAUAUCAGUGACUGAGCAGCAGCAGCUGGGAUAUAUGCCACUUAGAGAUGACUAUGAAAUCGAGUAUGACCAAGAUGCUGAGACUUUGAUCAGUGGUUUGUCAGUGAACUAUGAUGACGACGAUGUGGAAAUAGAAUUAAAGAGGGCCCAUGUGGACAUGUAUGUGAGGAAGCUGAAAGAGAGGCAGCGCAGAAAGAACAUUGCUCGUGACUACAACCUGGUUCCUGCUUUUUUAGGGAAGGACAGAAAGGACAAAGAAAAACCUUCCAAACGCAAGAUCACAAAAGAAGAAAAAGAGCUGAGAUUAAAACUAAGGUCUCUCUACCAGUUUAUGUCUUGUAAGGAGUUUGAUGAUUUCUUUGAAAACCUGCACAAGGAGAAGGUUCUGCGAACCAAGAUUAGGGAACUACAACGGUACCGUCGGAAUGGAAUCACGAAAAUGGAAGAGUCAGCAGAGUAUGAAGCUGCUAGACACAAACGAGAGAAGAGGAAAGAGAACAAAAAUAUUACUACUGCCAAGAGGGGAAAGGAAGAUGGGAAAGAUGGAGAAUUUGCUGCCAUUGAAAAUCUUCCAGGCUUUGAGCUGCUGUCAGACCGAGAAAAAGUACUUUGUAGCUCUAUAAAUCUGAGCCCAGCACGUUAUGUGACAGUUAAAACUAUUAUAAUUAAAGAUCAUCUACAAAAAAGACAAGGCAUUCCAUCAAAAAGCCGUCUUCCUAGUUACUUAGAUAAGGUACUAAAGAAAAGGAUUUUGAAUUUCUUAACAGAGAGCGGUUGGAUAUCCAGAGAUGCUUCUUGAAUCUUGUCUGUAUGUUUUGGCAUACUUAUUCAUAUGAACAAAAGGGCCUAUUGCUGCCCUGAAUAAUUGUUACUAUCUUCCCUUUUCUCAAAACCUAGGGUUUCCAUUGUGAAAGCUUGACACCCUCAGUUUGAUGGAUUCUUUUUCAGUGGUGGAUCAUGCAAAAGUUGAAUGGCCCCACUUUUAACUUCCUUAACCUGAGGAAGUUGAUGGAUCAAGUGGCGCACAUACAUGGACUACUAGUAUAUUAAAACUGAGAUGGGGAACCUUGUCACUGUUACUGAGCAACACCUUUGGAACACAAGUUAUUGGAGGAGGGGUGAAAAGGCCCUAUCAGCUUGUAUUGUGCUGGCUAACAUUGCAAGCUUUUGUGCGCUUUACUUGGAAGCAAGGCCCAUUGCGUUCAGUGGGCUUGAUGCCAAGUAAAUCUGAAUAGGGUCAGGCUGCAUGUGUCUUUUUACUGAAUCUUGUACAUUGCAGUUGAGAAGAAAUUAGGAGUUCUUGGUGAAUAUCCUUAUUAGUGAAUGUUUUUAUAGUUCAUUGUCAUAGUAUAUGUAUUUCAUGGGAUGGGCAGCAGAAAUUGCAAAAAAACAUGGGAGUAUAGAAGGCAGCUAUAGGGUGGGGCAUUGAGUUGCUUCAUUUGCUUGAGGGGCAAUGCAUUGUGGUUAUUUUUUGGAUUGAUGGGCUCCACCAUCUAGGUGAUUGCAGAACUGUGGGAUGCUUUUGGCCAAUAAUUAGCAUUUCCUUUGUGAACACGGUCAUGAUCCAGGAGCUCUCAUAUGAGUGCAUUGGUGCUACUGUUCUUUUCAGUGGUUGGAGUGCCAUGAGGAAUGCAUGCAUGCACACCUGUACAGAGGGGUUUCACUUAAUAGAAAUGAAAACUGUUCAUUCAAGUACAGGAUGACAAACACCCAUUAGGUAGCAGUAAUGGCAUCUGGUUUCUGUAGAGUGAACUGCUACAUCAUGUGUUGGAUCCAGUCUCCUGCAAGCAGAGAAAAUCCCCAGGAGAUAUUUAUACCCCUUCUUGUUGUGGCCGUGUCACUCCUGCAAGGAGAGAGAAAUCUGGCGGACAUACAGGACACAGUCCAGGUAGCUUUUGUCUCAGUCCAUCAAAAUUUUAAAAAGAAAUAAGAGUCUUCUCCUGCUUAAUACAAAAGAAAAAGGAAAGUACAGGUGGCUGAAGAAGGGAGACUCAGCAGAAAUCAUCCCGCUCCCCAGCUCUUGUGGGAAAAAGUCACCCAAGAGUAGUGACCUGUUUCUUUCCCCUUUCUUGCUUUGAUCAUUUAUAGUGUUCUCGAGGGCCCCCCGUAUUCAGAGGCAGCUUCUGUUGGGAGCGCAGAUAUUGUGAAGGGUAACUGGCAAAGAGGUUUGUUUGUAGUUGAUAGGAUCCAACACCAUGCACCUACCAGGAGGUUGUAUUGAGGCCUGCCAGGUGUUUGAUAGUCGCUUUGGUUCUUCAGCCUCAGGCAAGUAGCAAAAAUGGAAAGCUUUUACCAAGCUCCUGCUGGGGGUUUGGCAGUGUAUAAAUUGUGCACAGGUCUGACUUCAGACAAAAGUUGCCCAUCAGGCAGCUUCACACUCGGCACAGAUCAGCAGCUCUAUUUUGUUUCAGGUGGUCGGCCUGAAGGGAUUGUGCCAAAUUCAAACACUCACUUAUUGGUCGCCUUUUAUCAGUGACUAGACAGCUGACAAUCCAGAGAUCUUUUUUGUUUAGCGGGGUUUCCUUCCCUAAGAGAAGCCUUUCCCAGUUGCUUUGGUAACUCAAGAGACAGCUCCCAGAGCAGUCUUGCUAUGUGGUGUCACUGCAAAACUUACAAAAACAUCUAUCUCCUGCAUGCCCUUUGUGUGACACAAGGCAUUCUUUGGAUUGCGCUGUUGCUGCCUGCUGGUGAAGAGAUGUUUCUGCCCUGCUUCUCUGGAGAUUGUGAGAUUUGCUGUCUGUGACUGAGCUUGUCAUCUAAAAAUAAACAGCCUGCCUGGGCCUUGAAAAACAAAAGCCUCCAUGUGCCACAGAGGUGUGAUCACUGAAGGUCCCAUUGGAUUUAAAUGUGACUGUUUUCCUGUUUAGGAUUACAGCCUUAAACAGUCCAGCUUUCUCAAAACUUUUGGAAUUUAGAAUGGAUCUACACAUUGCGUAGAAUGAAACUAUAAAUCAAGUUGAUAGAAUUGUGAAUCACUUGAGGGGAGAGUUGCUUUUUUAAAUGCCUCCUCAUAUAUAACCCCACCACUGUUACAGUAAAUCAGCACACUGGAGAAGGAAGUUUAAUGCAGUCCUCUCCCUGGAGCGCUUAUUGAGUUUUUUUAGGGGUGGGUUUGCUGGAUUAAUAUGUUGAGCUUUUAUGGGUGGGAACAUUCCGAAACAUGACACAGCACACUUUUAGCCUUUAGUUGUAAUUCUACAUAAAGUGCAUAACCAUGUUUUCUACAGAUUGGGAUGUAAUUCAAAUACAGCUCUUUAAUUCCAAAUCUUGAACAACUCUGUACAGGCAUGGCGGAAUAAUUUUGGCCCUUUCCACUUUAUCUCCAGCACUUAUCUGAUCCACUGAUGUCACAAACACCACCAGCCCUGAGGAGACAGUUCUAGUCCUGUUUUUCCCUAGUGUGUGUGCUGCCUCAUCGAAGAAAGGAACUUUGUUCCCCUUCAUAAACUAGUUAAAUGGCACUGUUUUGACAAAAGGUUCUAUGCUCUGGUUACAAACUUUGAUGCAUCAUACAGCUAUAGAUUUUGGCCCCAGUAUGGAGUUAAUCACAUUUCAGUCACAUAGCCGUCAGUGACGUUGGAACACAGCCCGCUUUCUCUGGCCAUUAACUUACCUUAUCCUUCCUAGUCUUCUUAUACAGCUUGAGAGAUCGUUCUUCUUAAGACUUUGUGACACACACAUGCUGUUAUGUGCCUACCUUAUUUAUAGAGCUAGGACUGUGUGGGGUUUGGGUGCUUUCACCAUUAUUAUACUGGUAUGUAUGAUGCAGUUAAAGUGAGGCGUUUCAUGGACAAAAGACUCUCACAGACAGGUAUGAUGGUAGGAAAAGUUUUACCUUUUGUUAACACUUUCUUGUUGCCUAAGAGAAGCAGUUUUGGUGCUAAAGGCACAGUUGAUAAUUUGAAGUAUUUUUUUUAGUGUACCAAUACUCUGGAAAAGACUUCGGUAAACAUUUUCAUGUGACAGCAAACAUUUCUGCAAAGUUUAACAAGAGCGAAUAAAUCUUUUCAGCUAAUGUUUCUCUAAGGUUGUUUUAGAAGUAAAAUCAUCUCUGACCUGCAAUAACUAAUCCUACAGCAAAAAUAAAAUUAAUAGGCUCUUGCCAUGAAAAGCA
This is a messenger RNA of Heteronotia binoei (common prickly gecko), 4624 nucleotides long. It is a transcript of the gene TADA2B, whose product is annotated as transcriptional adaptor 2B. Gene Ontology annotation, biological process: regulation of transcription by RNA polymerase II; chromatin remodeling. Gene Ontology annotation, cellular component: SAGA-type complex; nucleus. Gene Ontology annotation, molecular function: chromatin binding; transcription coactivator activity; zinc ion binding. NCBI's taxonomy places the organism in Eukaryota, Metazoa, Chordata, Lepidosauria, Squamata, Gekkonidae. Bases 47 to 1309 code for a protein of 420 amino acids. The record is from RefSeq and is a predicted model, not a curated record. The transcript is spliced from 2 exons.